CUGGUGGUAUGGUCUUGCAAGAACAAGAUGAACUAGCUAGUUAGAAUGCAUGGAGGCCAUGUUGAGAUGGAAUUUACGCUAACAGUACCUGCUACCCUAACCCCAUUAUAUUCCGUGAGCCCACUAUUUUUACAAUAUAUAUACCCCAAUAUUCUUGAUUCUCCCUCCACAUUCUAAUUACAGUGAUGGCGGCUCUCCAUCUUGCAACCGAGAAUGGUUCCAAUACUUCCACUCCGCGCUCGUACCGAGACGACGGCGCCGCCGCCUCCAUGCAAGCGCAACCGUCGCCGCCGGUGCGCUUGAUGUGCAGCUUCGGCGGGAAAAUCCUCCCCCGUCCUUUCGACAAUCAGCUGCGCUACGUCGGCGGCGACACCCGCAUAGUGGCGGUGGACCGUCGAACCAACUUCUCGUCCCUCGUCGCCAAACUGUCAAAACUGUCGGGGUUUGGGAAUAUGUGCUUGAAAUACCAGCUCCCCAACGAGGACCUGGACGCUCUCAUCACCGUCACUUCCGACGAGGACGUGGAGAACAUGGUGGAGGAGUACGACCGGCUGCUGGUUCACGCCGCUCAGAAGUCGGCUCGGUUGCGGCUCUUCCUUUUCCCUAACGAAGCUGAUCACUCCACGCCGGCUUCCGCCAUCACCUCCAUUCUCGACGGCUCGGCUAAGAGCGAGCAGUGGUUCAUCGACGCGCUUAACUGUGAACCGGUUUUGGAGCGUGGACGGUCGGAGGUUUCCUCCGUCAUUUCAGACCCGCCGGAUUAUUUUUUCGACAAUUUGGAUGACCGGCCUCGCGAGUUUAGGUUGAAGAAUAAGAAGCUUUUGCAUGACAAUGUUUCGAAUUCGGAUCCGGGUUCACCCGCUCCGGUCGUUUCCUCCCCGUCGUUAACGGUUCCGCCUACCGUCACCGUCACCGUCAUGCCGGAUCUCCCACCCGUCAAAACAAAACCGGUUCCCGCCGUAGAAUCCAAAGAAACGUCGACUGGAAAUGUUUCCGAGCCGGUUCCACAACAGUCCGGGUACCCGGGAAGCCCGUUUUCGCAUUAUUCAAGACCGCAAGUGCAACCCGUACCCGUUUACUACGUGACGCCGGGUCCAUUCCAGCCCGGAAAUCCGAUGCCCGUUGGCGCUCCAUAUAUUCAACCACAAUUCGCAGCCCGUCAAGGUCAAGUUCCGGUCGGGUUUUCUCAUCCAGUUUCUAGCAUAGCCCAAUUCCAAGACGGCGGCGUUGGGCAAGCUAAGGCUUUGGACAACCAUGAAAUGUCUCAAAGGGUCGCAACCGACGGCGUGAAUCUGCCGAUGUUCCACGGGGUAAGAAACUCCGGAAUUGCUCCAAGUUAUGCGGCUGCGGUGGCCGCCGGCGGGGAAGAAAUGCAUGGACGACCAAUUCUUGAAAGAAAAGUGGUUCGAAACUCCCAAGCAUCAUAACAGAACCAAAAACAUUUUACAUCAACUAACAUAUCAAAUUCAGCAAAAGAAUUGGAUAGCAAGGCCAGAAUCCUCCCAAACUGAAACCCAAAUUGCUCAAUUUUCUUAAGAAAGAAACAAAAUUGCAAAUCCCAUAACUUUACCCAGUCUUUUCCAUAAUUGAAA
Messenger RNA from Ipomoea nil (Japanese morning glory), 1592 nucleotides. RefSeq lists its product as uncharacterized. The transcript is spliced from 2 exons. Bases 186 to 1427 code for a protein of 413 amino acids. NCBI's taxonomy places the organism in Eukaryota, Viridiplantae, Streptophyta, Magnoliopsida, Solanales, Convolvulaceae. Gene Ontology annotation, molecular function: protein binding. The record is from RefSeq and is a predicted model, not a curated record.